AUGAAUAAUACAACAGCAAAUAAUACAAGCGCGCCGGUGAAAGGUUCAUUGAUACUACAUGUUAUUGAUGCUCAAACAAGUGCUGAAAAUGGGCGAAAGUUUACGAAAUAUAAGGUCACAGUAAACUAUAAUGGACAAGAAUUCGAGAUAUGGAGACGAUACAAAGAAUUUCAUACAUUAAAUGAGAAGCUUCGUCGUGUGCGUAGCGAUCUGAAACUACCCGGUCGACGUAUCUUAGGUGAUUCAUUCGAACCAGAUUUUGUUCUAAAACGUCAACGUGGUCUGAAUGAUUAUGUCCAACAGAUUUCUUCAAGUCCACAACUAGUUAUUUUACCGGAGUUCACUGAAUUUUUCACACUCAAUAAAGUUGUAUCCAGUACUUCAUCACCAGCGUCAACGACGGAUGAAUUGCAAGCAGUUAAUACGAAACAAAAUAUAAACCUAAUCAAAGUCAAUAGCGUAGAUACUGAAGAGCCUUUAACACCGACCGAUACAAUGCGUGUGAAUUUAGGCAAAACUGAAAAGACUACAGUUAAGCCUGACGAUUUCGAAUUUCGAACAUGCAUUGGUAAAGGUUCAUUCGGAAAAGUUUAUCUUGCUCAACAUAAGGCUGAAAACAUGAUCUAUGCUGUCAAAGUUGUUAGUAAAGCAUUGAUAAAGCGUAAACGUGAAGAACGUCAUAUUAUGGCUGAACGUGAUGUGUUGGUGAAAAAUACUCGUCAUCCGUUUCUUGUUUCGUUACACUAUUCGUUUCAAACACCAGAUAAGCUGUUUUUUGUGAUGGAUUUCGUGAAUGGUGGUGAACUAUUCUUCCAUUUGCAACAAGAAAGAGCAUUCAGUGAGCAGCGUGCAAGAUUUUAUGCUGCAGAAAUCACGUCAGCUAUUGGUUAUCUUCAUAAAUUGGAUAUUAUCUACCGAGACUUGAAGCCUGAAAAUAUUUUACUUGAUCGAGAGGGACACAUACGCUUAACUGAUUUUGGUCUGUGUAAAGUAAUGUUAUCUUCUGAAGGACGAGAAGGGCGAACGGCAACGUUCUGUGGAACACCUGAGUAUCUUGCUCCUGAAGUCUUACGUCGAGAAGCAUAUACAAAAGCCGUUGAUUGGUGGUGUUUGGGUUCAGUAACGUAUGAAAUGUUAUGUGCACGACCACCAUUCUAUUCUCGUGACGUGAAUGAAAUGUACGAUAAUAUCUUGAAUCGUCCACUACGUUUUAUCGGUAAUGUUUCUGAACGCGCUCGAAGUUUAAUUGAACAGUUGCUAAAGAAAAUCCCGGCUGAACGAUUAGGAAGUGGACCUGAAGAUGUCAAUGAUGUAAAGCGACAACCCUUCUUCGACCAAAUCGACUGGGAAAAACUAGAAGCAAGAAAAAUUGCUCCACCAUGGAAACCAUCGGUCAGCGGUCCGACAGAUCUUGGUCAAGUCGACAAAGUUUUCACACAAGAAACGAUCUCUCCGAGUGUUCAACAACAUUACCUAGGAAGUGUAACCAAUAAAGAUCCAAUGUUCAAUGGAUUUACAUAUGUUCAUGACGCACAUAUAAAUAGUUAG
Adineta ricciae is the source of this 1548-nucleotide messenger RNA. The record is from the annotation of a GenBank genome assembly. NCBI's taxonomy places the organism in Eukaryota, Metazoa, Rotifera, Eurotatoria, Adinetida, Adinetidae.